AUGGCCUGUCCGCGCCUCCAAGCGAACACGAACUCUAAUCCAGCAGGUGGACUGAUGCACGACCUUCAACGGGACAACACCGCAACCUUCACCUUCCUCGAAGGGGACAUCGACUCGGAUCCUGGCCCCGGCAUCGCCGGGUACUUUGACGGCCCGUACUACAGCUACUACCGAUUUCCACGCACCUUCGCCCUCCAGGACAACGAUGACUCCGACAUCCUGGAAGCGUACGAACAACUCAUGGAAAAAGUUGCGCUGGAGGGGCCCUUCGAUGGCGUUCUAGGCUUCUCCCAUGGUGGGACCUUGGCCGCCGGCUUCAUGAUCCACCACGCAAAGAUGUAUCCCGGUGAACCCGCCCUGUUCAGAUGUGCCAUCUUCAUCAAUUCCCUGCCCCCCUUCCGCAUGGACCCUGGUGAACGUCCGAUCGUCGAGGAGGGGCUGGAGGGAUACAUAUCGAUUCCCAGUGUACAUAUCGCCGGUGCCCAAGACCCACUAUUUGAAUAUUCACUGGCCUUGCAUCGCAUAUGUACGGCGCAUGCGACUUUCGCCGUACAUGGGCAAGGUCAUGAUGUGCCCAGUGAUCAGAAGAACGUCGUCAUUAUCGCCACUGCCAUUCGCAAGUUGUUCAGUCAGAUCUGGUGA
Molecule: messenger RNA, 642 nt
Organism: Penicillium brevicompactum
Lineage: Eukaryota; Fungi; Ascomycota; Eurotiomycetes; Eurotiales; Aspergillaceae
Product: putative DUF341 family oxidoreductase
Exons: 1
Coding region: 1-642 (213 amino acids)
Cellular component (GO): nucleus; cytoplasm
Source: RefSeq, a predicted model, not a curated record